Poecilia latipinna (sailfin molly) is the source of this 3632-nucleotide messenger RNA. RefSeq names its product dynamin 2b (gene dnm2b). The transcript is spliced from 20 exons. Bases 278 to 2860 code for a protein of 860 amino acids. Gene Ontology annotation, cellular component: synapse; plasma membrane; cytoplasm. Gene Ontology annotation, biological process: receptor internalization; synaptic vesicle budding from presynaptic endocytic zone membrane. The record is from RefSeq and is a predicted model, not a curated record. Gene Ontology annotation, molecular function: GTP binding; microtubule binding; GTPase activity. NCBI's taxonomy places the organism in Eukaryota, Metazoa, Chordata, Actinopteri, Cyprinodontiformes, Poeciliidae.
GCCUGACCGGAUGAUGACAGAAGUUUUCACUGGAAGCCAGUUACUUUUAUUAUACACUGACCCGCUAACUAGCUGACAAGUUCACUGAAUUUAGCCUUUUCCGUCUUUUUUCCUUAAUAAAUAAAAGGAAGUAGAAGACAGACUUUCAAAAAGAAGCAGUGGCAGGCUGCUGAGCCAUUUGGAAACUUUUUUUUUUCCCUCCCUUUGGAAGAGCGAACCAUAAUUUGACUAGCGAGGUGUCUGGGAUAAAGCCCGCAGGGCUCACCGAGGCACCGCUAUGGGAAACCGGGGGAUGGAGGACCUCAUUCCCCUCAUCAACAAGCUGCAGGACGCCUUCAGCUCCAUCGGCCAGAGCUGCAACUUGGACCUGCCGCAGAUAGCGGUGGUCGGCGGGCAGAGCGCAGGGAAAAGCUCCGUGUUGGAGAAUUUCGUUGGAAGAGACUUUUUACCCAGAGGAUCUGGCAUCGUCACCCGCCGUCCGCUCAUCCUCCAGCUGGUUAACAAUAAAGCAGAGUAUGCGGAGUUCCUGCACUGUAAGGGACGCAAGUUUGUGGACUUUGACGAGGUCCGCAUGGAGAUCGAAGCAGAGACCGACCGGAUCACCGGGUCAAACAAAGGGAUCUCCCCCGUCCCCAUCAACCUCCGCGUCUACUCCCCGAACGUGUUGAACCUGACCCUGAUUGACCUGCCGGGGAUGACCAAGGUCGCCGUGGGCGACCAGCCUCCGGACAUCGAGCACCAGAUCAGAGACAUGCUGCUGCAGUUCAUCGUCAAGGAGAGCUGCCUGAUCCUGGCAGUCACUCCGGCCAACACAGACCUGGCAAACUCAGAUGCUCUCAAAAUCGCCAAGGAGGUGGACCCGCAAGGGCUGCGGACGAUUGGCGUGAUCACGAAGCUGGACCUGAUGGACGAGGGGACGGACGCACGAGACAUCCUGGAAAACAAACUGCUGCCACUUCGCAGAGGCUACAUCGGGGUGGUGAACCGCAGUCAGAAGGACAUCGACGGAAAGAAAGAUAUCCGCGCUGCUUUGGCGGCUGAGAGGAAGUUCUUCCUGUCUCACCCCGCAUACAGGCACAUCGCCGAACGCAUGGGCACCCCGCACCUGCAGAAGACCCUCAACCAGCAACUCACCAACCACAUCCGCGACACGUUGCCGGGGUUACGCAGCAAGCUGCAGAGCCAGAUGCUGUCGCUGGAGAAAGAAGUGGAGGAGUACAAGAACUUCCGGCCCGACGACCCGACCCGGAAGACCAAAGCCCUGCUCCAGAUGGUGCAGCAGUUCGGUGUGGACUUUGAGAAGUGCAUCGAAGGGUCCGGAGACCAGGUGGACACCUCCAACCUGUCCGGCGGAGCGAAGAUCAACCGGAUCUUUCACGAGCGCUUCCCAUUCGAGCUGGUGAAGAUGGAGUUUGAUGAGAAGGAGCUUCGCAAAGAAAUCAGUUACGCCAUCAAGAACAUCCAUGGAGUCAGGACAGGUCUCUUCACCCCAGACUUGGCUUUUGAGGCCAUAGUGAAAAAGCAGGUCAUUAAGCUGAAAGACCCCUGUCUGAAAUGCGUAGACCUGGUCGUCACCGAGCUGGUCACCCUGAUCAGGAAGUGCUCGGAGAAGUUGGAUUCGUACCCUCGACUGAGAGAAGAGACGGAGAGGAUCGUCACCACUCACAUCCGAGAGAGAGACAACAAGACCAAAGACCAGGUGCUGCUGCUGAUUGACAUCGAGCUCUCCUACAUCAACACCAACCAUGAAGACUUCAUCGGGUUUGCAAACGCCCAGCAGAGGACCGCUGCCAACGCCACCAAGAAGAGAGUCAUGCCCAACCAGGUGAUCCGCAGAGGCUGGCUCACCAUCAACAUCAGCAUCAUGAAGGGCGGAUCCAAGGACUACUGGUUCGUCCUGACCGCCGAGUCUCUCUCCUGGUACAAAGACGAGGAGGAGAAAGAGAAGAAGUUCAUGCUGCCUCUCGACAAUCUGAAGCUGAGAGACGUGGAAAAGGGCUUCAUGUCCAGCAAGCACGUCUUCGCUAUCUUUAACACCGAACAAAGGAACGUGUACAAAGACCUGCGUCAGAUCGAGCUGGCCUGCGACACCCAGGAAGACGUGGACAGCUGGAAGGCCUCCUUCCUCAGAGCCGGCGUUUACCCAGAGAAAGACCAGCACGAGAACGAGGACGCCAUGAUUCCCGGGGACACGGUGUCCAUGGACCCACAGCUGGAGCGCCAGGUGGAGACCAUCCGCAACCUGGUGGACUCGUACAUCAGCAUCGUCAACAAGUCCAUCAGGGACCUCAUGCCCAAGACCAUCAUGCACCUCAUGAUCAACAACACGAAGGACUUCAUCCACUCGGAGCUGCUGGCCUACCUGUACUCGGCCGGAGACCAGGGCAGCCUGAUGGAGGAGUCGGCGGAGAAGGCUCAGAGGAGGGACGAGAUGCUGAGGAUGUACCACGCCCUGAAGGAGGCGCUCGUCAUCAUCGGAGACAUCAGCACCACCACCAUCUCCACGCCGGUGCCGCCACCCGUAGACGACACUUGGAUCGCCAAAGAAGCGAGUCCUCCUGCGGCGUCCCGACCUCUCGCGUCAACCGCACCCCCUCCCAACCGGCCCCCGGCGGCGAGGGGCACCCCCGCGGGUGCGCCCGCUCCUCUGAAUCCGUCGCCGGCGUUCGGAGCGCCGCCCGUUCCGUCUCGUCCCGGCGCUCCGUCGCCGUACGAUGCCAACUCGGCCGUGCCCCUCAUUCCUUCGAGGCCGCCCCGCGUGCCUCCAGCUCUGCCGCCGGGAAUUCCCAGCAGAAGACCGCCGGCUGCACCCAACAGACCCACCAUCAUCCGCCCUUCAGAGCCCUCCCUGCUCGACUAGAAACUCCCUCAAACGUCAUUUUGUUUUCCUUUUUUUCUCUCCAUCUGGUCUCUCAGACCCUGUUUACACUUUUCUAUCGCUUACAAGCAGAAAUGUUCUACUAAAAAUAGUUUCUACUCUGUGAUUACAAACUACUGUUAUGCUCUUAGGUCUGUGCUUUUCAGAGGCAUUUUUGUGUAGAUAUUUUUUUUUUUUCCUUAAAGCGACGACAUGAAGGCAAAAUGAAAAGAUAUAAAUUUGAUGACAAAUUUAAAGCCUUCCUCAGAAACUUUGUAAUAAAAUCCAUCUUAAAGCGGCGUAUGAUGUACAACUUUUUUUUAUGACGUAAGAGAAAUGUUUGUGAGCUGAACACUUGCUAAUGUUAAAUCUGCAGCAUUGACACACUAACAGCAUUUAACGAAAAUAAUUAUUCUCACAUGGUUUUUCUUUUCACUUAAGUUGAUUUAUAACAUUCAGCUUCUUGCCAGAUAGUUUUUUUUUUCCUUAAUAACACACUCCUGUUAGGUUUAUUGCUUCUCCUUCUGUGGGAAAUGCAAACCUAAAUCAGAGAUGGAAACCAGAAGGGAAGUGCUGACGUCUUAUGUAACACUAAUAACUACACAGAUGUUGAUGUAAGAAUGUCCUGUGCCUGCGAGUUUCCACAAAGCUUACCGUCAAUGGAACAAAUGUCACAACGUCUUUGAAAUUUCAUCAGCGCAUAAAGCCAUUUGUUAAAUAAAUCUGAGAGACGUCGCCUUUAUGUUUAUGAAUAAAACACAAAUCGAGACCAAAA